AUGUCCGUACCAAUUGAUCCUGUUAAACUUUAUAUCAAUCAAUUUAUUCAAAAUUUCGAUUAUGUCGAUGCUAUUUUUCUUGCUGAACGAUUGUAUGCAGAAGUUAAAAAUGAAGAAUCGACCUAUUUGUUAGCACGUACAUAUUAUUUAAGUGGAGAUGUAAAUAAAUCUUAUUGGCUAUUAAGAAAUUCAUCUAUUGAACAUAUAUCAACUGCUAAAUUAUUACUUGCAAAAUGUUGCUUUGAUAUUGAAAAAAUUCAUGAAGCCGAAGCUGUUCUUGUUGGAAGUUGGUCAUCGAUUGAUCAAUUAUCAUUAGACGAUUUUGUUAAUGAACAUGGAGAACAAGCCUCGUUUGCCUUACAAUUAUUGGGCAAAGUUUGCGAAAAAUCAGAUCGUGUGUUAAAAGCGGGAGAAUGUUAUCGACGUUCAUUAAAGUUAAACCCAUUUUUAUGGUCAUCAUUUCAAGCAUUAUGCAAUUUAGGCGAGAGAGUUGAUACAAGUAUAUUUUGUUCAUCGGCACUUAAACUACCAAGUCGUACUGUACCAGAUAUACAGCCAAAUGUAUGCACAUCACCAUGUAUCGAAUCACCAAAAGAUCAAAUAAAUGAAAAUCAAAUCAUCGAGCAGACCAAUGUUAACAAUAAUAUAAAACAAACUCAGCAACAGAUAGUGAAAUUAGCUGAUAAUUUAUUAAAUGUUGGUACAACAAUUAACGUUGGAUUGAUCACAUCUACACCAAUUGAUCGUAUAGCAGACAGUGAUCAAGAUCUAAUAGAUAAAUUUACACCACCAACAAUAAUGACACCCACUUGGGUACCAAGUUUGAGGAAUCCACCAUUAGCACCAAAAAGAACAAAUAAUCGUGUGGGACAACAAUUUGAAUAUGAUGAAUCGUCCACAUCAACAUCCACAACAGCUCUUGUUGCAACAAUCACGAGUCAUCAUCGACGUGAAGCAACAUCAGCGACAAUAAAUGAUACAAGAAAAACAACAAGUACAAGAAAAGCACAACGUCGUGUUGGUGCUACACAACAAACAUCUGUGUUAGGCACAUAUGGAAAUGUAAUUAGUCAAACAAAUACACAAACAAGAACUACGCCAACCACAUCUAUUACGACCCGAACACAAACACCAUUAUCGUCUGAUGCUAUUAAAGAAAAUACAAAAUCAGUUCGUACUCUACCAAAACGAAAUCAACGUCCAAAAUCUACACGUGUUCCAUGUUCAGAAAUGGGUUUAACAACACCCACAUCUUUUGAAUCACCAACAAAAAUGACGACACGUAGUCAAGUACGGCACAGCAAUACAAACAAUACAAGUAUAAAUGGAGAAAUUGAAAUAACAAAUAAAAAAGAUAAAUUAAGAAAAAUUCAAUUAACACAUCAUCGUACAUCAGAAAUUGUUGAAAAUAUUCUCAAUGUUUUAAAAUUACUUGGUGAAGGUUUACAACAUUUAUCAUUAUACGAAUGUCGUCAAGCUGUCGAUAUAUUUGAAUCAAUAACCAUAAAACAUUUAGAUACACCUUACGUUCUAUCAAAUUUAGCAUUAUCAUUGUAUCAUCUACAUGAUUAUCAAAAAGCAUCACUAAUUUAUCGUCAACUACGGACAAAAUUUCCUUAUCAUAUCGAUGGAUUAGAAUAUUAUAGUACGGUGCUGUGGCAAUUGAAAGAUGAUGUAGCAUUAGCGACAUUAGCACAUGAGUUAACUGAAACACAUCGAAAACAUCCAGCUGUAAGUAGUAAGAGUGAGCGGUAUGGUCUAAUCUACAUUAGAAGAAAAAAACAUUGA
Molecule: messenger RNA, 1788 nt
Organism: Didymodactylos carnosus
Lineage: Eukaryota; Metazoa; Rotifera; Eurotatoria; Philodinida; Philodinidae
Source: the annotation of a GenBank genome assembly